AUGAAUCGAGAGAACUUUGCAAGUGUCACAGAUGCCUACGGUCUAGACGAGCUCGACUACAAUGAAUAUCUGGACAAUCCUGACGUUGGGCUUUCUUAUUCAGCGAGUGCCGGUGCAGGUCUCGAGGACAUAGACAUUCUCAUGGAAGAAAUCGAAGAGGCUUUGUCUUCCCCAUUCUCUCCAGAGGGUGUUCGAUCCCGGAAUGCUCAGUACACCAUUCCGAGAUUUACACGCAACCCUGGUCCCCAGACUCUAUUAGACUAUGAUGACAUCUCUGAAUACGAUGAUGUGGAGCUGUAUCAAGCAUUCGAACCUCAGUUCCAGCCAGAUGUGCAUUUCACUGGCUCGUCGAGCUACGGACCUCCGACGCUUAGCCAGUGCCCAUUUGCAACACACUCAGAUAAGAGUGUUCCAGCAUAG
Messenger RNA from Laetiporus sulphureus 93-53, 420 nucleotides. RefSeq lists its product as uncharacterized. The record is from RefSeq and is a predicted model, not a curated record. Bases 1 to 420 code for a protein of 139 amino acids. NCBI's taxonomy places the organism in Eukaryota, Fungi, Basidiomycota, Agaricomycetes, Polyporales, Laetiporaceae. The transcript has 2 exons.